Molecule: messenger RNA, 7206 nt
Organism: Oncorhynchus masou masou (cherry salmon)
Lineage: Eukaryota; Metazoa; Chordata; Actinopteri; Salmoniformes; Salmonidae
Product: protein phosphatase 1 regulatory subunit 3E-like
Exons: 1
Coding region: 115-1038 (307 amino acids)
Biological process (GO): regulation of glycogen biosynthetic process
Cellular component (GO): protein phosphatase type 1 complex
Molecular function (GO): protein phosphatase 1 binding; glycogen binding
Source: RefSeq, a predicted model, not a curated record
CGUGGUACUACGGCGCCUAUCAGUGUGUUUAUCUCUGACACCUGACGGCAUGUUCCUUUCUCGCUUCCCCUGAUCACAACCACUGCGACUGCAGACCAGCGACUCUCCCGCUUUAUGCAAACCGAGGCUGUGCGCUCUGUCGUGAUCAUGCUACCUCCCAAGAACUGCCUCCCGAGGAACUACAGCUGCAUAGCUGGGUUGUUCGGGAGCUUGACAGCAGACCCGAGAUUAGAAGACGAAGAGGGGAUGGAGCUGAACGGAGCAAGCGAGCCCAUCGAGAUGCACCAUGUGGUGGAUGAGAGACCAAGAGGACGGGAAUCCUUCCUCAAACCCCCGCAGAGUCCGAACCUGCGCCGCAGGUGCAAGUCUCUGCCGACCCCCAUAGAGAGAGCGAAGCUUGAGAUCUCCCGCAGCCGGAGUCCCUGCAGCCAGAAAAAGGUCCGUUUCGCCGACUCUCUGGGUCUGGAGCUCACCUCUGUGAAGCACUUUAAUGACACAGACAUGCCCGAUGUGCCGGAGCGCAUAAUGGCGAGAUUCGACAGGGGUCCCCUCCAUCUGAACCCAUUUGACAAGUUCCCCAGGGCACCGACCACCCAGUCAAGUUUUAUGGAGCUGCAAUUCAAGAACCCCGGGACCCUACCAGGCUUUACUGAGAAAGUGAAAGAAGUGAAAGUGUUGUUGGAGUGUGCUGAAGCCGACGAGUUCAGUCUGUCGGGCGUCGUGCGGGUUUUGAACAUGGCGUUCGAGAAAAGUGUCUAUUUGAGGUUCUCAAUCAACAACUGGAUAACCAUCAUGGACAGUCUGGCAUCAUAUGUCCCCGAAUCAAGCGACGGUGUGACAGACCAAUUCUCCUUUAAAAUAAUCACACCAACGACGUUUCUGGAGAGCGGAGGCACAUUCCAGUUUGCCAUUAGAUACUGCGUUGGUGGAGAUGAGUAUUGGGACAAUAAUAACGGGUUCAACUACAAAGUGCGACGCCACAGGUUUAAGAUUUCCCCACCCCGUGAGUGGGAAGAUGGCUGGAUUCACUUCAUCUAACCUGCAUGCGCCCUUGGCGUUCUCACCGGUGCACUGUGUGUGUAAAGCACGCAAUCUCUCCACGGGCACCGCUUAACCAUAAUGAAGAAUAGGGCUACCAUAGGCUAUAGCCUCUACACAUUGUGUUAAUAAUCCAACCGCCGUGUCCAGCUGUACACUCAGUUAUUUUUUACAUUGUUUGGAUUAUGAUUUUUUCACCACCGUCACAUUGGUUUUGUUUCAUGUCAUUAUGUUUGACAGAUUUGACAGGAUUGAAAGACAAGCCCUUCAUUAGGUGUCCGCCGUGGGAGGUAAAUCAGCUGUAUGAUAAUUAGCCUUGGUGUUGGGGACUGUAGUCUUGUGCCCUUUGGUGUGGCCCGACUAUACUCUUAUGUAAUGCAGGGACAUGUGCCAUUGAAAACGUGCCAGGAAUAGACCCCAUUUAAGCGUCACUGUCCCUAUCUAAAACGCAGCGAUGCUCGCUUCAAUCCCCACUAUUUCAUUAAACAUCUUGUGCGAUGUCUUAACUGUCAACGACUGCUUAUACAAAACUGAGGAAAAUGGUUAUGAAAAACACUAAGACAGCUUCUCGCCUUCUCUCUAUUUAUUUCCGAUAGCAUGGGACUGUGCUCACGUGCAUCCCCCUGUGUACCUGUCAUGCCGGAUUUCCGAUUUUCUCAUCUGAAAACUCCAGCGGAUGGAGCAGGCCGAAGCUCAGUCACAACAAUAUUCGCACUGGAUCAACAAAGGAAAUAUCAAAUUGUCAUUUGUUUGACCAAUUCCUCAUCUUUUCAUCUUAUUGGAUAUGCCUUAUAAUACCCCUUAUAACUAAAGGGGAACGCUGCUGUGCUUUUAUCUUGAUCAAUAUUGGGUGUAUUCAGUUUUAUAACUAUUUGAACAUUAAUAUUUCAAUGUUGGGGUAAUGAUUAAACCCUCUCUAUAGCACUGCUCAACGAGAUGUUAGAAAAAGGAAAUCAUCCCACGAGCUUUGUUCGCAGGUUAUAAAUGCACCAGAAUUUUUUUCUCCAGAGGAUGAUAACCAAUAGCAGGAGAGUAGACUGUGGGUCAGAGUGGAGCCCUACAGUCUAGCAGUAGGUUAGCCUAUUAGGAUGCUCUGGUAUAACCCCCAAACAUGUUACAUAAUAAUAUGUGGAUAUUUACCACUCUAAAAUGCCAAAUAAUGCAUAUGCUAUAUGCAUUAUUUUAAACUAGAGGACAUGUAUAUUUGACAAAAAAAACUGUUGUACAGAUUGUUUUGUACAGGAUCUUAUGCUAGAUUUUUCUCUGCAGUGCAGUCUGCAUGUAUCUGACAGGUGAUAUUUUACAACAUUCCUGUUGUGACACUCUUGAUCUCAACCAGUCACAGUAAUUCACCAGGUGUCUUGUAAACAAUAGUUGAGGAUAGCUCAAACCCUAAGGUCCACUGCAGAGUCAGUCACCACUGCCUCACCCAUACAGUAUCUCUACCUUCUUCAAGGUUGAGCUUUAAUGAUAAAAUCCACACGCAUAUCACUCCAUUUUAUAACUGUUAUUACACAAUGAUAAAUUACAGAGACAGAUACUGUUGGACUUUUGUUUCUAUUCCUUGUUGGACCUGAAAUGCAACCGUUGUUGUGGAAAAUGAUACAUUUACCUCAGAUCGUUUCUAGAGUGCGGACCUGACGAUCUUCCAAAAAUUCCAGGUUUCUCUCCUUUUAUUCAGGUUGAACAAAACAUUAUUUUUUUAUGAAGUACAGUAUAACCAAAAUAGUAAAACUCAUGCCAUUUUUAAAACACAUCCAGUCCAGUAAAACAGUAGCAUUUCAUUGUCAGUAUUUUGUAAAUAACUUCCACUGUGCAAUGUUGUAUUUUACAGUAGAACUAUGGUGAUGACAGCAUCUGAACUACUUUUACUGAUUUCAAAGUCGUAAUGCCAGACUUGGCUGAUGAUAUAGAAAAGAGCCGUGUUUGGUAGGAGCACAUAUCGUACACAGUAGCAUGCCGUGGUUCUGGGGCCUGGGCCUUCAGUGAAGUCCUACACAGUCCCACCCGAAUUAAUCCACCUCUUAUUACCAUCAUUAUGAUGCCAUGGCUCUAGACACUAUACAUUUAGACAGAAACGCAGUAUAACCAGGCAUUGCGUCACCUUGAAAUUGACAUUUUUAUUCAGAGAAUUGCAGGGGAAGAGUUCAACACCUUUUCAUUGUGCAGCUUCGUUGCCAUGCACGCUUGUUCGUUGAGCUGUAGAUCCACUCGGGUGUCCCCAAAAGUUUUCAAAAGCACCAUUGCUUGUAAGUGCCCAGCCGUACUUUGGUGUCUCGUUGCUGCCUUGGUUAGACAACUCAGGUUUGCAAAGCCAGUGUGGCUCCAAACACCAAAUCGAUCACUUGCAAAUAAUAGGCAUUCCCAGCAGUACAGUUUGCAGUGCUUCUCGGAGCCUGUGAGUCAUUGAUAGCGCCCAUAAUUGAAAGUGGCGAACGAACCCCUUUCCCGCCUGUGACAGGCUUUGUAGCGUCGGCAUCUACCUCUCCUGACAAUGUCUAACUUUUCUUGAAAAGUUUGUCUUGAGAAUGGCGUUAUAAUUAUAUCCUCAACCAAAUCGAUAUCUUCUCCUUCCGCCAUUGUGGGUUGAAAAAAACAGCUUAGUAGUACGCAAAUUAAUUUGUUGAUCAAUUUCAGUUUCCUAGUUCUGAGACCUGCCCAUAUAGGACCUGCCUCUCAAUAUUGGUAAUCCAAUCAAAAGACGUGCACGCACUACGCCUGCUAGCUGGCUCCUGUGUAACACUGGAGCCAGCCAGCAGGCGUACAAUAGCCAACUCUAAAGCUGAUUGGUUGACACUAAAUUUUAAUUUCCAUUCACUUUAAGCUACAAGCGGCCGCACUGUUGAUUCUGAAGGCCUGGGGGCAGAUUUUAGACCCCUGGCAACACAUGAUGGCUGAAUAUGAUUGGAUAAAAUAUCUAACAUAAAGACCAGCCCUCCAAAUCUCAACCUGGGGCUGGAAGCAGUGCAACCAAGAGGAACGCUAUGAAAUUAAGAGUGUAACUCUUACUCUGGGGAAUAAUUUAAUACAUAUUUGUGGGAAAAUAUAUUUAAAAAUAUAUAUAUAUAUAUAUAUUCUGAUGAUGUUUAGGCCAGCAGAGAAGGCCUUGCUGGUACCGACGGCCCACCACUGAUCAUACAGUUGAUGCUAUUGCACUGGUGCUUAAUGCUGAACUCAUUUGUUGGCACAUUGGCAUCACAUAAUGCAUGUGUCAAACUCAUUCCACUGAGGGCCAAGUGUCGCCGGGUUUUCGCUCCACCCUUGUGCUUGAUUGAUGAAUUAAGGUAAACAAUUAGUAAGGAACUCCUCUCACCUGGUUGUCUUUGACACCCCUGACAUGAGGUGAGGGAGCUCAUUAUGGAUGGAUGGCAAACUAAACUUAGGUUAUGUAGCGCAACAGCCACAUUACACAAACGGUUUGUCUACAUGUGUACUGGAUGUACAGCAUGUUUAAAUUAGAGUUUCUAUUUAUUUGGGUUGUUAUAAUUUGUGGGAGUUUUCUAUGCCAUGAAUGCUUGGAAUGUAUCAAUAUUUUGUUUUGAAUAGGACACCUCUGAGAGAUCAGCAGCUUGGAGAUGUAUCUGUUUAGAAAAUGGAAUGCAUCUCUGAGACUAACAGAUGUAGUUAUGUAAUAUAGUUAUUUACUGUUGUCUGGCUGUGGUGGUCAGUAAGAAAAGCCUGUGUUUACAUGAACCAGGACUUGGCAGGAGCUUGGUCAGAUAAUUCAACCCUUGACAUUGAAAAUGGAAAAUAGACUACUCAUGUGACCACUGAGCAUGUCCAAAUGACUCAAACAAUUUAGAAGAGUUGUUUGGCUUAUAGCAGAGCUGUUUGGUUUCCAGAGUCCAGCGGUUGGCUCUUUCUAAUUUCUCCAUGGGGAAUCUGUAGAGCCUGGUUGGACCAAAAUAAACUCAAUCACGGUCUCACGUCCACCAUGACAUUAACCAACCUCCAGGGCAUUGGUUGACAACUGGUUGGCCUCACUUUGUUCAGAAGCAUGCUAGUCUGUGCAGUCAGUGAGUUCCACACACGGCAGCUGUAUCUCCACAAAGACUACUGUGGUUAACAAGAUAUCACGCCUUGUCAGAGAUUGUUUUAUGUUCUUAAGUCUGAUGAAAUAUAAUGGUUAUUUUUCCUCAUGUACCUUUUGCUUAUGAUUUCUGUUAACUGUAAAUAUUCUCUCAAUAAGUGAACAUGUAGUACAGUAUGAUUUCAAUUAUGAAUUGUUUCAAUCAAAACAUUUCACUUUGAAUAUGUCCUGGAGGUAAAGAUGUUUUAUAGGGGAAGGAUGAAAGGCUUCCAGAAACAGACCGUAUAGGGUUUGUCAACACAACAUGAGCUAUAUGAAUCACUCCAAUAUAUUGGUAUCACUCUGCGCCGGAGGUGAGGAUUUACAGAUUUACUCCCAUGUACACCUGUGUCAUGGCUGGGGUCCGCCCCUAUAUACAGACUCCACGGUGUCACGUAUUCUCAACAUCAUUUUUGAAGCCCCUCUAGGACCGUAGAGGAUUGGAGUGAUCCAUAUUGCUCACAUAACCGUGGUUACAUACGUAACCUUUUAUGUUUCACUAUAUUGGAUCACUCCAAUAUAUUGCUAGAGGGACCUGGCCAGCCAGCGGCAAAGUCCCAGUGCAGGACCAGGGACCUCAGUCCACCCUGAUGGUUGAUGUAAGCCACCAAUGCGGUGUUGUCUGUUCUCACCAGGACAUGUCUUCCUUUCAGAUGUGGAAGGAAAGACCGCAGGGCCAUGGAGUCGUAGUGUAAAGCUAACAAAACACAAGCAUGACAAACCACGGGCAGAAGAUACAGAUCAACCGUGCGCAGCAAGUGGAGCACUCAAAAGGAGGGGCUGCUCCAGGCUGCAAAACAGCCAGUGAGUAUACUUCCAUGCAAGAUAUUACACUUACCAGUGACUUACCAAGCGAACUUCAGAAAGUUUGGACCUCAAACCAUACAGACGUCCGCCGAGAAAAUGAAAGAGAACUUGUCACAGCCAUGGGGUCUAUAUAUAGGGGCGGACCCCAGCCGUGACACAGGUGAUCACAGGAGUAAAUCUGUAAAUCCUCACCUCGGAUGUAUCCAUCCGCCGUGGAGUGAUACCAAUAAAUUAGAGUGAUCCAAUAUAGGGAAAUAUAAUCACAUUUUAUGAGCACUCGCUGAUGUUUAUCUGUUUUUAUGUGUCGCAUAUUGAAUGUCUUUCCGCUAUCAUAUUAUGUCGUAUAAUAGCAUUUCAAAAACAGGAUUGCAAGCGGUGGAUGGAUACCCAACUCAGAACUAGAAAGUAAUCUAAAAACAAUCUGAACAAAAUAGAAUUUCAGGAAAUUUCCUUUAAAACUGUGGUACGUCACUGAACCUUAAGCCAAAAUUUGGGCGGGGUACCAGGAAUGAUAGGCUUAUUGUAUAAGGUGUAACUGAAGAUGGUUCCAUUGCCUUAUGUUUAGAGUUCGUACUGAAAUGAACACAUAAGAGGUCUAAGCUGUGAAGGGAUGUUAUGGUAGGUUGAUCAACAUGUGAUAAUAUGUCGAGCAGUCAAAUCAUACUGGAUAGUAUGUACUGGGACUAAGCUGAGGGUAUCUUUAGGCUAAAGAGUUGCAUUCAUGCCACUAAAGACAACAUACACUUUGGAGUAUCUGAAACAUCUGAAAGGAGUGACUAAUGAUUGUAAUAUUGAGCUACUCAAAGUGCAUAGUGCACUUUGAGUAGAAAAGUAGGAAAGCUAGGAAAAGAGACAUGGUUUGGUUUGGUAUGCCUCUUCUGACUUUACAUGUAUUCCUGUGAAUUGCUACUAACCAAGAUGUUCUCCAUCCCCAGUCAUGUUUGAUACACAGCUUUCUCGCUCACUGUGAAAUGUUAUACAUCUGAAAUAGGUUAAAUCAAGUUUGUUUUACUCAUAUGUGGAGUGGAGGAAGUGAAUUUCCCCUGGUUUGACCUAUAAGGUUAUCAGUAUUCGUCUUUUGAACCUAUGCAAACCUUAGUACUGCAAUCCAUCAUCUGUCUGUGUUGUGUGUUGGUGUCUGACGUAUUGUUUGGCGCUAAUGUUUAUCACUGUAGUCUGUCUGUUUGCAUGCACGGCGGAAGGACCCCUGUUAUUUUUAUGGUGAGUUUGUAAUCUAGCCUAUAUUUUAUUAAAACAACGACAAUAAAGGCCUUUGUGAUGGGAAAUUAAAA